AUGGCGGAAACAAACAACAACGAAAAUGAACCCUGCUCAACAGGCUGUGUUAUCAACAUCUCUCCUGGCACAACGAAGUACUGGACUCCAGAGUGUGAAGCCACAAAGAAGCCUUUCGCGGGUCAAGUGUUUACUAGUUUGGAAGCUGCAAUUCAGUUUUACCAUACUUACGCAAAAAGUACUGGUUUUGACGUGCGUCGUGCAUCCGAGAAAAGGGACCCGCAUGGAAAGAUCACAUGGAAGUAUGUGUUGUGCUCACGUGCAGGCUUCAAACUUCCUACGGGCGAUGGGGAUGGCAUAGGCAUACUGACAACUGAUCACAAGAACACAACGAAAAGGCGCCGUGUCACAAACAGAGUGGGGUGCAAUGCAAAAAUAGUAUUCAAGCGAUUAGAUGGUGACAGUUUUGAGGUAAACUCAAUAGAGGAACGCCACACCCAUUCAUUAUGCACACCCAUUUCUAGACCAUUCAUGAAGGCAAAUCGAAAACUUGACCUUGGUCACCAAAAUUUCAUCAUCAACUGCUCAAACGCAAACAUCGGGUCAUGCAAGAGCUAUACACUAUACGAAGAGAUGGUAGGAGGUUUUGAGAAUGUUGGAGCAACAAUAACAGAUUUUGGUAAUUUCAAACGAGAUAUAAUGGCAUAUAUAGAAGACACAGAUGCCCAACUAGUGAUUGAUAAGUAUACAGAGAAAAAAAACGCGUCACCUGACUUCUAUUUUGCACACGAUGUUGACGAGCUAGACCAACUGUGCCGAAUAUUUUGGGCGGAUCCUCAGGCACGCCACAAUUUCAACAUAUUCGGUGAUACUAUGUCAUUCGACGCCACAUACGGUACAAACAGGUACAAGUUGGUGUUUGUGCCAUUCACCGGGGUUGACCACCACAAGAAGAGCGUGACAUUUGCAGCAGGACUAAUCGCCCGAGAAGAUGUGGACUCCUACACCUGGCUGCUCGAACACUUCAAAAACGCAAUGGGUAAAGUUCCAACAUGCACAGUUAUCGACCAAGACCCUGCAAUGAAAGCUGCAAUAGCCAGAGUUUUUGAUACAACUCGCCACAGAUACUGCAUGUGGCACAUCAUGACAAAGGUUUGCAAGAAGGUAGGGCCAACAUUAGCUAAGAGUGAUGGAUUCCUAACAAGCUUAAACAACGUGGUCUGGAAUGAGUUGCAAACAAUUGAAGAAUUUGAAACAGCUUGGCAAACAGUCAUGAAGGAUUAUAAUCUAGUUGAGCACAAAUGGUUUAACCACUUGUUCGAGAUACGUACACAAUGGAUACCAGUAUUCUUCAAAGACGUUUUCAUGGCUGGCUUACUCAGAACAACAUCAAGGUCAGAGUCGGAGAAUAGCGUAUUCAGCAAAUGCACUUCCCCCCACCUAAGUUUAACAGAGUUCUUCACAAAGUUCGAGAAAGCAAUAUACAAACAACGCCACUACCAAUUGCAACUAAACGCAGAAUGCGAGGGAAAAUUCCCAGAGCUGAAAACACCAUUAUUACUAGAGCGUCAAGCCGCCACAACGUACACUGUCGAAGUGUUUUACGAUGUCCAAAAAGAAAUAUUCGACGCGUGCUUCUCAUCCCAGGUUGUUAAGAAAACAAAUGAAGGAUGCACCCUCAAAGUUGAUAUAGAAGACCUAAACAAGUCGACAUAUUCAGUGGAGUACAAUUCUACAAACAGAACAGUACAGUGCACAUGCAAUAUGUUCCAUAGGAUUGGGAUACAGUGCAAACAUGUGUUCUUGGCAUUCAAGGCUGCAAAUCUGGACCGAAUACCGAGCCAGUAUAUAUUACCGCGAUGGUCACGCAACACAUGCUGGAAUCACACACAGAUCUACCCAAACACCAACCAGAAUGGUUCGACCGAACACGUGGACGGGGCUACAGGAAUGGGGACCGUAUUUGACGAGUUCUUCAAGUGUGUUGGGUAUGCAUACGGUAAUAACGACAAAAUAACUGAGCUGGCACACCUACUAAAAGCACACAGAGAGAAAUCAACAGAAAGCAUACCCCAGGACGAAACUAGAGCAUCAAAAAGCGAUAUCAUACGUAGCAUCUGUGGGUCCACCUCAUCACCAAACAUCAAGGUUCACCCCCCUGCAAUCGCUAAAAACAAGGGUUCUAGUAAGCGUUUCAAGUCAACAAAGGAGAUUGCAUCAACACUAACAGCCAAGGGGAUAAGUAGCUACUGA
Messenger RNA from Ipomoea nil (Japanese morning glory), 2193 nucleotides. Its product is annotated as protein FAR1-RELATED SEQUENCE 5-like. Gene Ontology annotation, biological process: regulation of DNA-templated transcription. Gene Ontology annotation, molecular function: zinc ion binding. Lineage: Eukaryota; Viridiplantae; Streptophyta; Magnoliopsida; Solanales; Convolvulaceae. The transcript is spliced from 4 exons. The record is from RefSeq and is a predicted model, not a curated record. Bases 1 to 2193 code for a protein of 730 amino acids.